Pezoporus occidentalis (night parrot) is the source of this 2057-nucleotide messenger RNA. RefSeq names its product bile acid receptor-like. Gene Ontology annotation, molecular function: zinc ion binding; nuclear receptor activity; RNA polymerase II cis-regulatory region sequence-specific DNA binding. NCBI's taxonomy places the organism in Eukaryota, Metazoa, Chordata, Aves, Psittaciformes, Psittacidae. Gene Ontology annotation, biological process: bile acid signaling pathway; positive regulation of transcription by RNA polymerase II; cell differentiation. The coding region runs from base 465 to 1985 and encodes 506 amino acids. The record is from RefSeq and is a predicted model, not a curated record. The transcript is spliced from 11 exons.
UCUCUGCCCAGGAAAUGAACAUUAUCCAUUUACACACAGACAUGGCAAUCUUAAACAAGCAAAAUGGGAGAAUUUAGAAUUCUACCAAGAAUAUUUAGUAAGUGGACACAGAGAACUCUGGGAAGCAGUGACGUGAGGGUCCCAUGGCCUCUGUCCCUGAUGACCCAGUUAUUAUUUGAUUUAUGUGGACUUGCAGCUGCCCUUGCUGCGACCCCAGGAAAGGCUGUGUGGGAAGUUUGUGUCUCUGAGUGCAGCAUUGCUCUGCGCAGUGUCUGGAGCCUUGUGUAUGCUCAGAAACUGAUAAAUACGGAAAAGGCCCUGUUUGCUCCAGCUGGACUCAGACUCGGAGCAGCGCUGCAGCUCCACGGACUCAGCUCUGGGAGCCAGAAAUUCUGCAACUACCGUUGCCCUCUGAAAGUCUAUGACAUAGCAAGUGAAAGAAACAGCACAGCUGGGAGCAGAACAUGGCAAAUACAUUUGUCACUGUACCGGAUGGGUAUUGCCUGCCUGAGCCCAUCCAGUAUUAUGAUGUUCUGCCAGAGCACAUCAACUAUCAGCUGCAAGACACUGAUUUUCAGACUGCUCCUUAUUGCCAAUAUUCAACAGCUCAAAUUCCUCCUCCGGUAUUACAGUCCCAACCUUCCCACUCCCAGUACAGCAUGUACAGCCUGGACUCUCAGUAUAGUGAUGGGCAGUGUGUCAUCAGCAGCUGUGAAUUAAGCAAACCCCCUUUCAUAGCAUCCCAUAUGGAUGAUGGAUGUGGAUACCAAGCAUUAAAACGGCCAAGAUUAAACCACUCUUCUUUGAGCAUGAAGGGACAGGAGGAGCUGUGUGUGGUGUGUGGUGACAAGGCCUCAGGCUAUCACUACAAUGCACUUACCUGUGAAGGCUGCAAAGGCUUCUUUCGACGUAGCAUAACCAAAAAUGCAGUGUAUCGAUGCAAGAAUGGUGGUCACUGUGAAAUGGACAUGUACAUGCGAAGGAAGUGUCAGGAAUGUCGCCUGAAGAAGUGUAAAGCUGUGGGAAUGCUAGCAGAAUGUUUGCUGACUGAAGUACAGUGCAAGUCAAAGCGGCUCAGAAAGAAUUUCAAACAGAAGAGCAGUUUUCUUUACAAUAUAAAGCUGGAAGAUGAGGGGCUGAAUAGUAGACAUGUAUCAUCUACAACAAGAUCUGGAAAAAUCCCAGAGAAGAUGGAACUUACUCCAAGGGAGCAUCAGCUUCUGGACCACAUCGUAGCAGCACACCAAAAAUACACAAUUCCCCUGGAGGAAGCAAAGAAGUUUCUGCAGGAAACUGCAAGUCCUGAGGAAAGUUUUCUCUAUCUCUCUGAGACAGCAGUCAUCCAUGUACAAGUGCUAGUGGAUUUCACAAAAAGACUUCCAGGAUUUGAAAGUUUAGCUAGUGAAGAUCAGAUUGCACUGCUAAAAGGGUCAACAGUUGAGGCGAUGUUUUUGCGUUCAGCCCAAAUAUACAACCAAAGAAUCAGUGAAUGCCAACCAUCAACAAGUGAAAGUCACGUAAGGCUUUCUGAUCAUGCAACAUACUGUCACAUUCAAAACCUUGAUAGAAACAACAUUUACUCCACGGAAAUGUCUCACAGUGAAGAGAGUCCAACUUCCACUACUACCACAGGUAUAACCGAGGAGUUUAUUACCGCGCUGUUUUACUUCUACAGAAGCAUGGGUGACCUGAAAGUGACCGAGACCGAAUAUGCCCUGCUCGUAGCAACGACGGUGUUCUUUUCAGACCGCCCGCUCCUGAGGAACAAGCGGCACGUCGAAGAGCUGCAGGAGCCGCUCCUGGGCCUCCUCUACAAGUACUCCAAGAUCCAUCAUCCCGAGGACCCCCAGCAUUUCGCCCGCCUGAUCGGCCGCCUCACAGAACUACGCACCCUCAACCACACCCACGCGGAGGUGCUGGUGACGCGGAGAACCAGGGACCCGCGGCUGACCCCGCUGCUCUGCGAGGUCUGGGACCUGCACUAGGCGAGCCCGUACGGGACCCGCGCCGCUCCCCUCAGGAUCGCUCCUCACGGGCACUGCUCUGCCUGGAGCCGC